This is a messenger RNA of Fonsecaea multimorphosa CBS 102226, 834 nucleotides long. RefSeq lists its product as uncharacterized. The transcript is spliced from 2 exons. The coding region runs from base 1 to 834 and encodes 277 amino acids. The record is from RefSeq and is a predicted model, not a curated record. Gene Ontology annotation, molecular function: oxidoreductase activity, acting on the CH-OH group of donors, NAD or NADP as acceptor. Lineage: Eukaryota; Fungi; Ascomycota; Eurotiomycetes; Chaetothyriales; Herpotrichiellaceae.
AUGGCCAGCAUGGCACAGCGUGUGGCUUUCAUCACCGGCGGAAGUGGUGGUAUUGGACGAGCCACUGCUCACAAACUUGCUAGCCGUGGUAUUUCAGUCGUGGUGGCUGACAUGGACGAACAACAAGGCACAAAGGUGUCGGAUGAGGUGGCCAAGAAAUGGAAUGUCAAGACCAAGUUCCUCAAACUCGAUGUCACGCAGGAGCAGCAGGUCAAAGACGCUAUUGCCUCGUCGACAGAGUGGACAGGUCGGCUCGACUACGCUGCCAACUGUGCCGGAAUCUGCGAAACUAUAUGGUCGGAAGAAGAAAGUAUCACCACCGAGCUCUUUGAAAGGACGCACGCCAUCAAUACCAAGGGUUUGUGGCUGUGCCAGAAAUACCAGGCGUUGCAAAUGAAGACUCAGGAUCCUUGUCCCGUCUCGUUCGAACCACCGUGCGCACACAAUAUUCCAGCGCAACGAGGUGCCAUUGCCAACGUCGUCUCCAUCUCAGGACUUCAAGCAGCCGGCUUAGCAGCAUACACACCCUCCAAGUAUGCUGCUGUCGGAGUGACCAAAAAUGGAGCGAAAUUCUACGGGCCUGAUGGGAUCCGAGUCAAUGCUCUGUGUCCGGGGUGGACUUUGACUCAAAUGAUCGUGAAGUCGAUGGGCGCCGAAGGGACGAUUGGAUCUAAAGAAAACGAGGAGUCUCCGGUCAGUAAAGCUAUUGCCUUACGAAGAAUGGCUUUUGCGGAGGAGCAAGCAAACGUCUUGAGCUUCUUGUUGAGCGACGAGAGUAGCUAUAUGAAUGGAUCACUGGUGGUGAACGAUGGUGGCUUCCACGACAUCCGGUGA